AGAAGACACACAACAGACUCCAACCAUGCCACAACAUUUGACGCUCCUCCUAGACUCUCCCGUCCUCAUUGCUGCCAUUUUCAUCUGCAGCAUCGGGGGGACCUUUCAAUAUGGAUUCAGUGUUUCUGUGAUGACAUCCCCCUCUGCUUUUAUAAAGGAGAUGGUGAAUGAAAGUUGUUUGCACAGAUAUGACCGGAUCUUGGAGGAGUGGGAGGUCUCGCUCAUCUGGUCUUUCACAGUGUCCAUAUUCUGCAUUGGGGGAUUAAUUGGAUCACUGAUGGCCGGUCCACUCACCUCCAGAUUUGGCAGAAAACGUUGUCUUCUGUUAAAUAAUUUUUUGGCUAUAUUUGGAGCCAUAUUGAUGCUUUUGAGUCGAACAGCCAUUUCUUUCGAGAUGAUAAUCGUGGGGAGAUUUCUCUAUGGGAUCAAUUCAGGGGUCGGUCUUUCAGCUCAAACCAUGUAUCUCACUGAAUCUGCACCAAAAAAGCUGAAAGGAAUGGUUGGUGUCACCAUUGCAACCUUCUUAUCCUUCGGAAAGUUUUGUGGUCAGUUGCUAGGAAUCAGAGAGUUGCUUGGCUCAGAGAAGAAUUGGCCGUGGCUGCUUAGUUUCAAUGGUUUCACUGCAUUCCUCCAGCUCUGCACCCUGCCUCUCCUACCAGAGUCUCCAAGGUUCCUUUUACUGGAGAGAGGAAACCUGCAGGCUGCUGAAAAGGCUUUUAGGAAACUAUGGGGUAAAAAAGACUAUACCAAGGAAGUCGAGGAGAUGCUGGAGGAGAAAGCAGCAAUCCAGGGUAUAGGAAACUGCUCCGUGUUGGAGCUAAUUCAGAACCGAAGAGUUCGCUGGCAGCUCCUCACCAUUGUUAUUGCUUUCGCUGCACUGCAGCUAAAUGGCAUCAGUGCUGUGUACUUUUACUCUUUUGAUGUAUUUCGAACUGCAGGAAUCAAAGAAAACAAGUUGGCAUAUGCUGCAUUGGGAACAGGCUUGUGUGAAGUUUCCACCUCUAUAGUGUGUUUCAUGAUAAUUGAGAGUAUGAGCAAAAAGGUCUUGCUGUUCAGAGGUUACAUGGGAAUGGCUGCAACUAUGGGCGUUCUUACAGUCACUAUUUAUUUUCAGAAAAGUUUCUGGUGGAUGCCUUACUGCAGUAUGGUUCUUUUUUUCCUCUUCAUUUUCUUCUUUUCCAGUGGACCUGCUGCAACGACAGUGCCUCUUCCAGGGGAAAUUUUAACUCAGUCAUUUAAAUCAGCCGGAUACACAGUCGGAUGCACUAUUAACUGGAUCUGCCUGUUUGUCCUUGGGGUACUUUUCCCCAUCUUAGUGGAGAAUCUGGGUAAUUUUUGCUUCCUUAUAUUUUUGGCUGCCUGCCUCAUCUGUGGGAUCCAUGUGAGGUUCAACAUGCCAGAGACCAAAAAUCGAACAGCGCUGGAGAUAUCUGUUGAGUUUGACAGGAUGCACAGUAAAGACAAGGCCUCAGAGAAGAAACAGUCAUCUGGGAUCUGUGAAAUCAAAGUUCAACAGACCAAAUUAUGAUACAGGAAGAGGUUGGCUUAAAACUCAACCACAAGUGCAAUAAUUUUAGAUUUACAGUUCAGUGUAAUAGAGAUUAAAUAUAAGCAGAUAUUUGUAGAUUUCUCAGGCCAAUAAAAAUCAGACCACAUGUUCAGGGUAAAACAAGGCAAGGCCAGUUUAAAUGUAGCGGCAUAUGUGUAUAGUGUGACGAAGUUCUUUGAUUAAAAAAUUAAUGCAUUGUUUAAAUGUAAAUAUCAAACAGUAUUCAUAAUUUAUUCUUGUCAAUAUAUAGAAGCUGAGACAAAUUUUGUGGUUCUAAAUCCACAUAAAAUAAUCAUUUAUUUUUUGCUAUACCAUGGGAAACACAUUUUAUUUUGACACACCUUUGGAGGAAUCAUCACUGAGGUCUGAACGCAUUAACUUAUCUGGAAGAUCCCAUCAUGUUUCAAUCACGUUUCAUGUUUGGUGGAUUUUAGGACAGAAAUACAGGUAAUAUGUUGAAAAAAAAAAAAAGUAAAGGUUCUCAAGAGGAAAUGGGGGACACGCCAUUAAAGUACACAUGGGUAGGACUAGAUGAGCCUUCUUAGCUGAAAGUACACCACAAGGAAGAAGUAACAGAGAUAAAAAGCUCCACAGUGUAGUAGGAAAAAAAAAUGGAACAGUGACAAGCAGACUUUGAG
Cyprinodon tularosa is the source of this 2187-nucleotide messenger RNA. RefSeq names its product solute carrier family 2 member 11, like (gene slc2a11l). The coding region runs from base 26 to 1528 and encodes 500 amino acids. The record is from RefSeq and is a predicted model, not a curated record. Gene Ontology annotation, cellular component: membrane. Lineage: Eukaryota; Metazoa; Chordata; Actinopteri; Cyprinodontiformes; Cyprinodontidae. The transcript is spliced from 12 exons. Gene Ontology annotation, molecular function: hexose transmembrane transporter activity. Gene Ontology annotation, biological process: monosaccharide transmembrane transport.